Messenger RNA from Zea mays, 1487 nucleotides. Its product is annotated as SUPPRESSOR OF GAMMA RESPONSE 1. Gene Ontology annotation, cellular component: nucleus. The transcript is spliced from 5 exons. Bases 113 to 1471 code for a protein of 452 amino acids. Gene Ontology annotation, biological process: regulation of DNA-templated transcription. The record is from RefSeq and is a predicted model, not a curated record. Gene Ontology annotation, molecular function: transcription cis-regulatory region binding; DNA-binding transcription factor activity. Lineage: Eukaryota; Viridiplantae; Streptophyta; Magnoliopsida; Poales; Poaceae.
UCCUCUCUCUCUCUCUCUCACUCCCCACACCCUACUACUCCUGCGGUGCGGGUGCGCGGCGCUCCUCCACGCGCAGCAGCAGCCGGCUCCAGUCCAGCUCCCGCCGGCGGCCAUGGAUACUUCGUGGAUUAUGAACGGGCUGGGUUUUGCCGAGAAAAUAAGAAGCGCAACUCGGUCGCUCACCCUCCGAUUCGGUGAACUUUUUGCGAGACCACGUGCCAGAUGCACCAACUGCGACUGCGACAUUGACGUUAGUGAUGUUUCUUUGGUGUGGCCAGCACUUCCUGCCGGUGUCAAAUUCGAUCCUACCGACCUAGAGCUUCUGCAGCAUCUACAGGGAAAAUCCAGCCUGCCGAAUUCAGUGUCCCAUUCGCUUAUUGACGAGUUCAUACCUACUAUACAAGAGAAGGAGGGGAUCUGCUAUACACAUCCCAAAAAUCUCCCUGGUAUGAAGAUGGACGGUAGCUGCCUCCAUUUCUUCAACAGAGUUCGGAAUGCGUAUGACACUGGUAACCGCAAGCGUCGAAGGAUCGUCGUCGCCACCGUCGGCGACGACGUUUCUGACGGCGGCGGCGUUGCUGCUAGCGGGAACAGCAGGUGGCAUAAGACCGGAUCGUCCAAGCCCGUAUUCGACGAGGACGGCGUGAGGCAGGGCUGGAAGAAGAUCUUAGUCCUCUACAGAGCUCCCAAGAAAGUCGGCGGCAAGCCAGAGAGCGAGAACUGGGUGAUGCACCAGUACCAUCUCGGCGCAAGAGAGGACGAAACCGACGGCGAGUUUGCAGUCUGCAAAGUAUUCUACCAGUCGCCGUUGAGGAAAAACGGCAGACCUGCUAAAACAGACGCUGCGGCUGCGGCUGCGGCUGAAUCCGAUGCGUCUGUUGGCAAAAUCAACCCUAGGACCCCGAUGACGACAGAUCCUCCCCGGCCCCGCCGGCUCAACAGCAGCCCGUGCAACACCGAGCAGUAUACCCCCAUCCAGGAGGAUCAGGGGGAGGAAGAAGAAGAAGAAGAAUGUGGCACGUCGAAGAUGAAGGCCGAACCAUCCGAAUGUUCUGCGUGCUAUGCUGAAGCAUCACCGACUAUUCCUACCUCCGACGAACCCAUGCAGGCCACGGAUGAUGCCCUGGACGCAGGACUCGACACACCUCUGCCCGUCGAUGGGCCUAGCAUGGACCUGUUCCAUGGGUUGCCUGACCUGGAUAACGCUCAUCCGUUCACUGGACUUGGCACAUGGAUCAGUUUAGAUGUGAGCUACCUUGUUUGUUCGCUUGUUGCAAUAGAUGGCAGGCAUGGCCACGAACGACGAGCUCAUGGGUUUGUGUCGUCGUCCGCAGGACAUCCUCGGACCACAGGAUGGCCUCGCGGCCUGGCCGGACGGAUUCCUCUGAUGCGACGCGAAGAAGGCUCGGAGCUGGCGGCAGCAGUGGAAGGAGCCAGUUCUGUUGUUAAUCGUCGGCUCGUCGCCUUGUGAGAUGAUGCUUCGUGCG